AUGCUUGAACAAAAAUCAUUUGAAUCCAAGAAUGUUGAUGUAGGACACAAAAACGUAGAAACUAACGGAAAUUUAGGGACUUCAUUCCUAUAUUCCAUGAAAUCUAAAGAACCUAGUAUCUCAACUGCACCUAUUAUAUCACCAAGAAAACAGACCUUUGAGAUAGAAAAUAAAAUAAAUUCGACAAAUAAAGUUCUAGUUCAUUAUCACCAGAAUUUGGAGAAAGCAAAUGAUUUGGAAAAUCAUAACAAAUUAAUAUUAACUGCAGAUUCAACUGAUUUCACUAGUUGA
Molecule: messenger RNA, 291 nt
Organism: Entrophospora sp. SA101
Lineage: Eukaryota; Fungi; Glomeromycota; Glomeromycetes; Entrophosporales; Entrophosporaceae
Source: the annotation of a GenBank genome assembly